GACACGGGGGGGUGUGUGUGUGUGUUUGAGCCUGGUGGACGCGGCAGCAGCUGGAGAAGGUGAUCCUGCCUCUGCUGCGGUGCUGUGCACAGUCCUGGGCCUCCAGUAUCACAAAGAGCUGGGAGAUGCCAGCAAGUGCUGCUGUGAUGCUGCAGGCGCUGGGGCUGCUGUGCCGGGAGGAGAGGCUGAGAGCUGUGGCUGCUUAACACAGAGAUUCAGAUCCUGCUCAUGUCCAUGAAUCCCUGAUAGGAGGUGCAGAGAGCGUGGAGCCUGGCUGCUGUCAGUGGUGCCCUGUACCAGGACAGAAGGCAUAAACUGAGGCACAGGAGGCUCCAUCUGACCAUCAGGAAGCACUUGUGUGCUGGAGCAUUGCUACAGGGACCCUGAGAUUGCGGGUGUCUUCCUUGGGGAUCUUAAGAAGCCGCCUGAAUGUGGUGCUGGGUGUCUCUGCUGGAGCAAGAGUUUGAGCAGAUGGACACAGAGGUCCUUUCCAGCCUCAACUUGUCCUUUUGUGACUGUUUGUUUGCUUGCACUUCAGGUGGUUUAUAUUUUUGAGAGAUUAAUUAAGGGAAAGAGCUUCAGACUCUUAGAGAGAUGUUAAGGUGUGGUUUAGGCAACAUGGGGCAGGAGAUUUCAGAAGGAGCUGAAUGUUGGGGUUUGAGUUCCACGUAAUGUGCAUUAUGUGUGAUAGUUGAUAGGAGUAUGUCUGGACAUAAUUUGUGAUGGAAGGUUUUAUAUCGGCUUCCCCUUGAUUAUGAGUACAAAGCUUAUAGGCUUCAUUGAGGCCUAUAGGCUCUGGAUAUUUGCAAACCUUGUUUUAAAGGUUGGCAUCCAUUGCUUUCAGGUGGGGUUUUUUAUUCAGUGCUAAAUCUGGAGAGAUGUAAGCUAAAUCUGACUUCUUCAGGGGUCUCCUGGGCUAUGGUCGUGUUUACCACAGCUGCAGUAGGAAGAUCAGAAAUUGACAGAAUGGUUGCACAUCUCAACUGGCCUUUGUUUAGAGAAAAGGGAAAUGUGAUUCUGAACAGGGAGAGAAAAUGAGUGCUAAAGAGAGGUACUGGUGGCAAGAUGUGACCCGUUCAUGCUGUGCCAUUCUUAAAAGGAAACUUCUGCUCAUGAGGGUUAGUUAAAAUAACUUCUUAAAGAAUAUUAUUUUAAAAAUAAUCCCCCUCUCCAUCAGCUAAUUACUGGCAUGUGUUUGCUUUCAGAGCCUUUCACGUGGAUUCCAAGUAUGAAAAUUAAGGCAGGAGUUUCUUUAGAAAUGUGAUGCUAGUGAGUUGAAUCUAAUCUUCUACGGAGGAGCUUGCAUAACAGUAAGAGAUCUGAUUUGAGCUGCCUUAAUAAUCCCUAGGUAGUCACUGGGGAGAGUGAGCUGCUGCUUAGGGAGUGAGGGAUGGAGGAGCUGCCUUCUGGAGAAGUUCAGUUAGGUGCCUGCUGUGGGAACGGCCUGAGGAGUCCUGUUUGCUGGAGGGCUGCUAAAUAAUACUGCUUGGGGGAGUACUGAACAGUUUCCUGCUGAAGUGUAGGAUGUGCAGGUGCUUCACAUCAAGAAAAUAACAAGCAGUGUUUACUUAAGUUACAAAUUACAGCUUGUUCUUUACUAGCUUUGUGCCAGUAAAAUUGCUGGGCUCCGCUGGUUGUUAGUGAUUCAUAUUCCGGAAGAUUUGAUACGUGCUUAAUCAAAAGGCACAAAGACGUUGUCAGAGUUCAGGAGCUGAGUUCAAAGGCCUGCCACGUAAAGUCCAGUGCAGAUACUUUGGGCAGCUAAUCGUAGGCAAACAGAGAGGGGCCAGAGGAGGAAGUUAAGUCAGACUGGAAUGACAGGAUCACAGAUUGACUCGGUUCUGGGUACACCUUGAUCAGGAUGGUACGUUAUGAAGGUGUUUUCUUCACGGGGAGAGUGGUGAGGCGCUGGAAUGGGCUGCCCAGAGAUGUGAUAGAAUCCCCGUCCCUGGAGGGAUUGAGGGGAGGUGUGGACGUGGCAGUGAGUGAUGGAUGUGGUGCAGUGACAGGACUUGGUGGGUUGGAUUGGUGGUUGGACCUGGUGAUUCUGAAAGCCUCUUCUAACGUAGGUGAUCAGAGGACUGGGAGCAGCUCUCCUCUGAGGAAAGGUUGAGGGAACUGAGCUUGUUGAGCUUGGAGAAGAGAAGGCUGGGGGGAGACCUCAUAGUGGCCUUCAGUGCUUGAGGGGAGCAGAUAAACAGGAGGGGGAAUGGCUGUUUGUGAGGGUGGAUGGUGAUAGGACAAGAAGAAUGGUUUUAAAGUGAGCCAGGGGAGGUUGAGGUUGGAUCUGAGGAGGAAGUUUUUGAGCCAGAGGGUGGUGAGGCACUGGAACAGGUUGCCCAAGGAGGCUGUGGAUGCCCCAUCCCUGCAGGCAUUCAAGGCCAGGCUGGAUGUGGCUCUGGGCAGCCUGGGCUGCUGGUUGGUGACCUGCACACAGCAGGGGGUUGGAGCUGGAUGAACACUGUGGUUGUUCUGGCUCUGCUGUUUCAGCUAUGCCUCCGUUGCAAGUAAACCCCUGAAUCACUGGAAAUCCUGUGUGUUCUGUUUAUUUGUAAGCCUCUCAGAAGUCUCUCAAAGUGAUACCUGGGAGUGGCACACAGCUUUGGUGUGGAGCAGGGUGUUAGCUGAGCAAACAUGCCUUCAGGCCAUGGAAUGGCUGCCCAGGGAGGUGGUGGAGUCCCGUCCCUGGCAGUGUUCAAGAAGUGUGUGGACGACGUGCUGCAUGAUGUGGUUUGGUGCUGGUGGUGGCAAUGGUGAUGAGAUGGUUGGACUGGAUGAUCUUACAGGUUGUUUCCAACCUUGUGACUCUAUGAUUCUAUGAAUGGGAGGUGUGGAAUCAGAGGAGGCAUCUCCAGCCAUUUUGCUCUCAGAUGUUUUAAGGUUCGAGCCUCCAUAUCUGUGCUGGGGUUGGUAGAUAUAGAAUCACUGCAUGUACUUCAUUUCCUUAGGCAGCAAAGCUAAAACAUUUGCAGGCAAGUAGAUUAAAAAUAAUAAUAAUCCAACCUGCUGGAAGAAUACAGUGAUGAUAGAAAGUUACAGCAGCUGCUCUGUCCUCUGGGGGAGCCUUGGCUCCUUUCUCUGCAGCAGUCUGGCAUUUAGUUUGGAGGAGUGCCUGAUGGUGAACUGAUAGAUCUCACAGCAGAUCAUGGAAUCCCUGAUUGCCAGCUUCCUGAGCACCUUGCACCCUGCUGCAUGAGGCCUUGUGCACCCUGGGGAGCUGUGCAGUUAACUACAGGUGAUGUUAUCUGUAGUGGUGGACAUACAGAGGCAAUGGGAGCUGCCCUGUUGGUCUUCCAGCAUCUUGUGCUGAGUGCUCAUGGCGUGUGCAAAGGACAGAUCUCCUGUGUGAUCUGAAUGUACCAGGUUGUCCUCAUGAGUGCUCCAGUGGAGAAUGUCCAUGAUCUUCUUUGCCUGUGUGGUGCGGGUGAGAGACGGUCUUCCCCUCUCAGCCUCCACAGACUUUCAUUUCAACCAGGACUUUUUGGAAUGCAGAAAGAAAUUGAAGGCAUUAUCCUCAGUUCUGGCACGCUAUCCAAGUCGAGGCACAGCAAAAGGACGUCAGCUGAGCAUACAUUUCCUGUCUUCUGGGGAGAUUGCCUGCAUGGCCAUCUGUUCGAGCAGUUACUCGACCAUCAUGGCAUUUUGCUUCCUGGAAGAGCUUCAAUGGGAAUUUGCUGCUUCCUAUGACACAACAAGCAUCAGUUUAGCUUCCAGACCGUAUGCUUUUCUUGAAUUUGAUGAUGCCAUUCAGAAAGUAAAACACCGCUUCAAUUACAUGAGUGGCUCUGCAAUGAAGGUCAGCUGGGAGAAGGUGGAGGAGGAGCUGAGGUUGCAGCCCCCUGUUCAGCUGAAGCUGGAGGAUGCAGAGCUGAUGAAUGGGAUGGCUAAUGGUGGGCACACAGGAGUGCAUGUGGAGGUUGCCCCUGCCUACAGAAUGGAGCGUGUGACCCCCCUGGGCAUUCUGUCACUUGUUCUGAACAUCAUGUGUGCAGCUCUGAAUCUCAUCCGAGGAGUUCACCUAGCAGAGCAUUCCUUUCAGGAGGACUAUGAAGGAAUUGGAAAUGUGGUAGCAUUUUUUCUACCUUUUCUAGCCUGUGUUUUUCAGUGUUAUUUGUACCUGUUCUACAGCUCCAUGAGGAAGGUGAAGACAUUUGUACUCUUCUGCUCUGUUUGUUCAUGCAAUAUUUACUUGUAUGGAUUACGGAAUCUCUGGCAAAUAGCCUUUCACAUAGGAGUGGCAUCUCUUUCCUCCUACCAGAUACUGACAAGGCAACUUAUGGAGAAACAGCCUGACUGUGGAGUAUGAAAAAGACUUUGGGUUCGCAACGCUCUUUUUAAAAUUAUUUUUUUUUUUGUAUUAAAAUGGCCAAAAAUAGUUUGAAGUAUUUUUAAAUACUUGUGACAAUGGUUACUGCAAGGAGGAUGUUCCAAAGCAACGUGGAAUUAUGACAGGAUACUACUGUAGUUCAUUCACACAGUGAAGAAUUCAGCUGUGUUCCACAUAAUGUGUGCUAAUGGUGCAUGAUAGAUUUUGUCAGGUGUCAUCAACGGGUUGAGGUUCUCCUACCAUAAACAGGCUCUUACUCCUUGACUACCACCAUCCAGACAGCAUUUUGCCAUCUGUCUUGCUGGCUUUGUGACAGUUUGGCAGCCCAAUGUCUUGGCCUGCCAAUGCUUCUAAAAAUAUUAAAAGCAUUGUAGUGAAGUGAAGGUAAAGUGGUGGGUAAUAUUUUUGUCUGUAGAAUUUAUUAAGCGUUAAGAUUCUUGGUAAAUGUAAGGAAAGGAGUGGUUUGCCAUAGUUGGUGUGUUAUCAAUGGGAGAAGGUGUUAGGAUGAGAUUCAGGGUAUGUUUUUCCUGGGUUUUGAAGGAAAGGACAAGACUGGCUUCUUCAAAAACUCUAGAGGCUAUAAGUAUCUCCUGGCUGAGCAGCACACUGUCAUUAACUGUGUACUUAUUGUUUAAUCCCAAAUAUGCUUAGGGCAGCAUAAAGUGAACCAAGCGAACACAAGUGACCUUUCAGCUCAGGUGGCCUUUAUUUCCUUAGUUAAGGUCACUGUCACUGUAAGGGCAAUCCCAUGUUUGCUUGGUCUGUACAGAUAACAAACCUUCCAAGCCUCCUUAUGACAGACCUUCACCUUUAGAGCAAAGAACAGCUGUUGAAUUGAAAGCCAUCUCCAGUAAUGGAGAGCAAGAGCAGGUUCUCUUUUUUUAAUCUGAAACACCUUUAGUUUUUGGUGUUGAGUUCUUACAGUAAGACGAAUUUAUGAGCGUGGAAGUUUGGAUACUACUUAGCUCUACUACUUAGCAGCUGAGUUUCUUCACCUCUGCUGCACUGGGUGUUCCUGUAUGUGAUCAGGAUCACAGAAUGUGAUGCAGUUUGGCACAUAAAUGAACAUAACAAAGCAUAACAUACAUGAACAAAGCAUAGCAUUUUGAUGCUGCUGUCCCUGAAGGAUUGAAGACUCAAACUGGAAAGAUACAAGGAACUGUAAGCGUGUUAUUGUCCAACUAUGGGCAUAGCUUUUCUUUUUUAUUAUUGUUGUUUUUCCCUACAAGCCUAUUUCCUGGUGACCCCAUUUCCAUUUCCACCAAAGAUAUCCUUUUUUUCCUCUCACAGUCUCUACCUCUGGUGGUUGCAGGGAGAUGAACACCAUGCAGAGAUGUCUUCCUGAGUUUGCAGGAACACAUGAAAGAAUAAGUUUCUUGCACAUCUGUGAAUUUCCCUGGAAUCUCAUCAUGCCAACAUUGCUGGUGUCAGUGGAUUGCUAGACCAGAAUUGUGUAGCACCUUGGAAGCACUUCUUUGAUGCUUCUGACUUCAACCUGCAGCCCAUUAUAACCUGAAUGGUUUCUGAGACAGCAUGGUAGCACAGAAGCAUUUCUCUUCCGUUCCAUGCUAACCAGUUACUGUCACAAUAAAUAGUGAGUGCUUUAAAGUGCUUGGAAGUAUGCAGUAGAAAUGAUGGAGGAAGAUUUCAGCCAGCCAGUUAGGAGCACUGCUAAGGCCAUGUGCUGUAAGGGGUGGGUUAACAUUGGUUUUCUGUUGUAUGCUCUGGCAGAAAACUGGAGCUGAAUGGAAGAUGAAGCCAGCAUUGAGCCACUGUCCUUUUGGCACCUGGGGGUCCCCACAAACAUGCAGGUUUUAGAGCUGCCAAGCUUUAGGUUUCCAUGGUCAGUCCCAGUUUUACUUGGUGAGGUUGGUGAGGUGCUCUUUCAGUGUGAUUGGAGGCUGCGGGGAACUAAGAAAUGCAGCUGGAUUACAACUAACUCAAGUAAUUAUAAAGCAAACCAACAAAAAACCCAACCAGCCCAACUCCUGACCUCCCUCUCUCCACUUUGUCCCCAGAAAGCUUAAAGGCAUGUAAAAAAAAAAUCUCUCCCUAGGAAUGAAUGCUUUGCUAACCCAGUCUGAUGGGGGCAGCUGCACCCAUGGGAGGGCAUUGGAACUGGAUGGCCUUUAAAGUUGCUUCUAACCCCAGCUGUGCUGUGAGUCUAAGGAAGAUAGUGGAUCUGACAUGUUUUUGGUUGCCUAGGGCAUGGACUGGCUAUCAGCCUACUGGCUAACCGUGGGGAAAGAAUAAAGCAUUUCCUACUACAAAAACUUGGUGAAAGGGCCCUCUGCCAUCCUCAAACUCCCCAUUCCUCCUUUAUUUCACCUCCAGUCAGGCUUGAGAAUCCAAAAGAACUGCACUGGUUCUCCUUAGGGCUUCAGUAAAGCUGGUUUGCUAUCACAUAAGGCAUGCAGAUCACAGCCAGGGCACGGGGCCAGGGAACCAUUAUCUUCUUUGUGUUCCACGUCCCCCUGUUUAGCUGAUGGGAAGAAACUGUAAUAUUCCUGAUGGCUCCUGAGCAUCUGUUUGCUUUAUCAUAAAACCAAUGCAUCCCUGUGCCAGGUGAUGUGAGCAAUAGCUCGCUUCGGUGAGGAAGGUAGAACGAGGUGUUAAGACAGCUCUUGUAAUUAACCUAAUUAGAGUUGAUAGAGAUUAAAUUCAGCCUCCCCUUCGUGUUUUCUUUUCUUCCUGAGAAUGCUUUGUCAAAUAAAAUCAGUUGGUGCAAUUCUGCCUUCGUGGAAAUGCUUUAGGGAAUGGAUAGAGGAUGUGACUGGGUUUUUUCUGAACAGACAAAGCUUUGAUUUGCUGUGAGGCUUAAUCUCUUCACAACCUUUUAGUUUUUCCUUAUUAAAGAAUCUGUGUGCAUUCACAUGAGCACCGUAUCUGUGCACUUUGCAGGUGUGGGUUUUGAUUUGGGUACAAGAGCAAACAUUUGACCCAAUUUUUGUUUUGUGUUGUUAUUUAGAAUGGCUGCUGUAUCCAUAUGGCAUUGACACAGUUAAACCUUUUCCUCCAGCCAAACAGCAGGAGGAAUAGCAUAGCUUACAUUGAUUUCAGUGCUUUAAGAUUUAAUAAAAAAGAAUGACUUGCAGUUUGAGUACAUGAAAUCUGACUCAUAGCGUGGGAUUAUGGCUGUGUUAAAUCCCCAAACAGGAAUCCAUCCCUUUUUGUUCAAGCUGUUGAACGCAGGUUGACUUGUAUCUCCUUAAUUCAGUUUGUGAGUCCCUGGGAGGUUCUUCUCCUCACCCAGCAGCACAGCGUGAGGAAGUUGGCACAGAGGAAACUUCAUUAACUUAAGGGUUUGCAGAGCGUGGUCACUUUAUGAACCCCAUUUUCUGUUCUUUUUUUUCUCCUAAAUACCUGUGAAGUUUAUAGAAGGUGGGCUGGUACCUUUUUAGACGUUUUUGCACUCUAUUAAUAAUUGAACCUGUGUAAAUGUGUAUAAAAUCAUUUUGCAUGUGUAUGUAUAAAUGUACAUAUCUAAUAAAUGGCUUU
This is a messenger RNA of Lagopus muta (rock ptarmigan), 7825 nucleotides long. It is a transcript of the gene SEC22C, whose product is annotated as SEC22 homolog C, vesicle trafficking protein. Gene Ontology annotation, biological process: endoplasmic reticulum to Golgi vesicle-mediated transport. The record is from RefSeq and is a predicted model, not a curated record. The coding region runs from base 3392 to 4306 and encodes 304 amino acids. Lineage: Eukaryota; Metazoa; Chordata; Aves; Galliformes; Phasianidae. The transcript has 8 exons.